AUGACACUUUACAUGCCAUUAUUCAGGUCAUGUUCAACCUUAAGACAUCUCAGUCAGCUCCAUUCUCAUCUUCUAACAACUGGCCUUCACAAUGACCCACUUGCCUCCACUAAGCUCAUCGAAUCCUAUUCCCAAAUGGGUUCCCUCCAAUCUUCAAGACUCGUUUUUUACACAUACCCAUCUCCCGAUUCCUUCAUGUUUGGUGUUCUCAUCAAAUGUUACCUUUGGAAUCACUUGUUUGACGAAAUCCUUUCUCUUUACAAUCAUCACAUUCAUAUGGGUUCUUCUCACCUCACUCGUAAUUCCAGUUUUUUGUAUCCUUCUCUUAUAAGGGCUGCUUCUGGUGUUGCUGACUUGGUUACUGGAAGAAAGUUGCAUGGGAGGAUAGUUAAGUCUGGGUUUAGCGAGGAUAGUGUUAUUGGAACAUCUUUGCUUGGAAUGUACGGGGAAUUAAGUUGUUUAUGUGAUGCUAAGAAGGUGUUUGAUGAAAUGUGUCUGAGAGAUUUGGUUUCUUGGAGUUCUGUUGUUUCGUGUUAUGUUGAGAAUGGGGUUUAUAGAGAGGGAUUGGAAAUGUUUCGUUCCAUGGUUUUAGAGGGGAUUAGACCUGACUCGGUUACGUUGCUUAGUAUAGCUGAGGCUUGUGCUAAAACUGGUUGCUUGAGGUUGGCUAAAUCGGUUCAUGGAUAUGUGAUCAGAGAAGGUAUGAUUGGUGAUGGUAGUUUGAGUAAUUCUCUUGUUGUUAUGUACAGUCAGUGUGGUUACUUGUGUAAAGCGAAAGGGCUUUUUGAAUCUCUUGUUGAUCGGAGUACUUCUUGUUGGACUUCUAUGAUUUCGUCGUAUAAUCAAAAUGAGUGCUUUGAAGAGGCAAUAGGUGUUUUUAUUAAGAUGCAAGAUUCAGAGGUGGAACCCAAUGAAGUGACAGUGAUUAGUGUUUUGAGUUCCUGUGCUAGAUUAGGUUGGUUAAAAGAAGGAAAAUCAGUUCAUUGCUUUGUUUUGAGGAAUGCAAUGGAUGCUGCUGAUCUUGAUCUUGGGCCUGCACUGAUAGAUUUCUAUGCAGCAUGCUGGAAAAUAAGUAGUUGCGAAAAACUUCUUCAUUUAAUAGGAAACAGCAACGUUGUGUCGUGGAAUACGCUCAUAUCAUUUUAUGCUCGCGAGGGUUUAAACGAUAAAGCCAUGGUACUCUUUGCGCAUAUGGUGGCAAAGGGACUAAUGCCAGACUCAUAUAGCUUAGCAAGUUCAAUUUCAGCAAGUGCAAGUGCCGGUUCGAUACAAUUUGGACAACAGAUACAUGGUCAUGUCACGAAAAGAGGUUUCUUCGACGAAUUUGUUCAGAACUCUUUGAUGGAUAUGUAUUCAAAAUGCGGCUUUGUGGAUUUGGCAUAUACAAUUUUUAACAAGAUCAGGAAGAAAAGCAUUGUGACAUGGAACUGUAUGAUUUGCGGGUUUUCUCAGAAUGGCGUUUCAUUAGAAGCACUCAACCUAUUUGAUGAGAUGUAUGAAAACUGCCUCGAGAUUAAUGAAGUAAGCUUUUUAAGUGCAAUUCAAGCUUGCUCCUCUUUGGGUUAUCUUGAUAAGGGAAAAUGGAUUCACCAUAAGAUCAUCGUAACCGGUAAUCAGAACGAUGUUUAUAUCAAUACAUCUUUGGUAGACAUGUAUGCAAAAUGCGGAGACCUUCAAACAGCCCGAAGAGUUUUUGAUAGCAUACUCGAGAAAAGUGUGGUGUCAUGGAGUACCAUGAUUGCUGCUCAUGGCAUACACGGUCAAAUAAACGUUGCUAUCUCACUCUUCACUAAAAUGGUUAGCUCGCAUAUCAAACCAAACGAAGUAACCUUCAUGAAUAUCUUAUCUGCCUGCAGGCACGCCGGAUCCGUUGAGGAAGGAAAACUUUAUUUCAACUCUAUGAGGGAUUAUGGCAUAGUGCCCAAUCAAGAACACUUUGCCUCCAUAGUUGACCUUUUAAGUCGUGCCGGUGAUAUCAAUGGGGCAUAUGAAAUAAUCAAAUCGAUACGCAUGCCGGUAGAUGCUAGCAUAUGGGGAGCUUUGCUUAAUGGAUGUCGAAUACACAGGAGGAUGGACGUGAUUGAGAACAUCGGUGAAGAACUUGGACGAAUAAGUACAGAUGAUACAGGUUACUAUACUUUGUUAUCCAACAUAUAUGCUGAAGGAGGAAAAUGGUAUGAAUCAAGAAAGGUGAGAUCAAAGAUGGAAGGAAUGGGAUUGAAGAAGGUACCUGGUUACAGUACAAUUGAGAUAGAUAGGAAAAUAUAUAGAUUUGGAGCUGGAGAUACUUCUGAGUGGCAAAUGAAAGAAAUUUGCACAUUUUUAGAAAAUUUUCAAAGCUUGACACAAGAACAAGGAUGUGAUGUGGAAUGCUAUAUGUAUAAUAAUAGUACUAAGGCUGUUAUGCUGUUUGAUGAUUUUAGUUUUUAUAACUUGCAGAGAGAAGCAAGCAAUUGCAUUGGGAAUAAAUCAGUCCUACUUUAG
This is a messenger RNA of Vicia faba (fava bean), 2484 nucleotides long. Lineage: Eukaryota; Viridiplantae; Streptophyta; Magnoliopsida; Fabales; Fabaceae. The record is from the annotation of a GenBank genome assembly.